Phanerochaete carnosa HHB-10118-sp is the source of this 696-nucleotide messenger RNA. RefSeq lists its product as uncharacterized. NCBI's taxonomy places the organism in Eukaryota, Fungi, Basidiomycota, Agaricomycetes, Polyporales, Phanerochaetaceae. The record is from RefSeq and is a predicted model, not a curated record. The annotation marks the transcript as partial. The transcript is spliced from 6 exons.
AUGACAGGCCCACCGACGCCUCCCAUAACCUCUGCGAUUGAGAUUGAGGACGCCGCCCGUGCCGCAGCGGCAGCAUCUGAAGCCCCCGGGGCAACAGUGGUCACUGGCGAGACCGCGCCUGCAACUCCAGGAGAGCCUCAAGCUGCGACGCCGUACAGGCAAGCAUUCGCAACUUUAGUAGAACUGGCGUCAGCAGGCAGCUUUGAGAUGCUUGCAGAGGUGGCGGAGAGUGCUGAUCUUACCACAGCACAAGAUACCAGCCCGGAACGAUUCUUAGUUGUGGCUCCUUUGAUCCUUUCAUACUACAUAUUGGACAACGUCCCCCCAGCUCUACAGGCCAUUGCGAGGCUACCUGACGUCCUGAAGACACAUCCUCUUGGACAGGAAUUAUUCAGGCUUGGUGCCUCUGUAUUAGAGCGCAAGUAUGGCAACGUAUAUCCACGCGCCAACGACCUACUUCAAGUUCUCCAGAGCACCCAGAUUUCUGGAGCCGACUUCCAGGCUGUCACUACCGGACUGCUGACCAAAUUUAUUGAUACGUUCAGACAGAGGACGCUUGUACUUCUAUCGAAAGCGUACACAUCGAUCCCACUUUCGCUCGCUCAGUCUUAUCUGAACUGUCUUCCAGAGCAAGUCCUUGCUGUGGCGACUCAGCAUAGAUGGGGCUACGAUGCGAGUACUCAAACUCUGACCCCU